CGGCAUAACAAAUCGACAAAAACUAUGUUUUGAAAGUGUUUUAAUCAGCAGUGUCAGUGGAACCCUAGAGUAUGGCAGUCAUUAGCAUGAAAUUGGUUCUAGCUUUUUUAGCAUUUAUAGCUCUUGUCAUUUGUAAGAAAAAUUGCAAGGCGCCCAAAAUAAUGGUCAAAGGAGUCUGUCGUAACCCCAAAGACGUAAAGGAAUCGGAAGUGAAUGUUUGUAAGAAGGGACUUGUCACCCAUGGCGGCUUGUGCCAGACCAUCGAGCGUAUUCGAAAGGGGGACAAAUGUCUGCCUGACGAGAUCAAGGUAGCUGGUGGACAUUGUCAUAAGAAAAACAACUCUGAUGAUUAUAGCAUUUUUCACUUCCCACCGAUUUGUCCACCCGGUUAUGUGCUAACCCCUGGAUAUCGUUGUCGUAGAAGGGCCAGAACAGACAUUAAUGUGUUGAAGACUAAACAAAUGCCGGAAUACUGUUGAUUCGUGCUGCAUUGCUAGCUUAAUGCAAAAAAACCUCUGCUUUUGUAAAAUUUUAAUUAAAAUCUUGUUUGAAAAUAUUCUGGGCUCAUAAA
This is a messenger RNA of Scaptodrosophila lebanonensis, 571 nucleotides long. RefSeq lists its product as uncharacterized. Lineage: Eukaryota; Metazoa; Arthropoda; Insecta; Diptera; Drosophilidae. The record is from RefSeq and is a predicted model, not a curated record. The coding region runs from base 72 to 479 and encodes 135 amino acids. The transcript has 2 exons.